GCCCUGUCGCCGCCCGGCCCUUCCGUCUCUCCGAUCUCAUCCUCGGCCCUCUGCCGGUCGUCUUCCACCCUCCUAUCCCUCCUGCCAUGGUCUUUGGCUGCCUCUUCUGCGGCACCGAUCCCGAGUUCGACAAGCAAGAACGCGACGAGGCCGCCCGCUCGGCGCCAGUGGUCGAAAUCCCCUCGCCCCUCGAGUCGUCCAAGCCGGCCCGUCCUGUCGCCCGAUCGCCGACAGAGUCGCUGGUUCCUCCUCCUUCGGAUCCCUUUGGCCCGUGGCUCCAUCCCCUCGAAGCCGUCGUGCGGCUUGCUGCCGAGGAGCCCGAUGCCAUCGCCAUUCUGACCAUCGAGAAUGGCUCCACCGAAAAGUACACCUACCGCCAGCUCUGGGAACGCGCCUAUUCGAUUGCCCAAGGCCUCAAGGCCCUCCCCGACUGGAGUGAUGACAGUCCGGCUGUUGGACUCUACUGCGACCACGAAGUCUACUGGGUCUUUUACGUCUAUGCCAUCUGGAUCACUGGAAAGCGGGUCUUCAACUUUGCCCUGAACUGGCACUCGGACUUUCGAAACCAAGUGGCAAAAAAACUCAACAUCAAAUAUGUGCUCUACCACUUUGUCACUCCUGGACGCAUCGAAGGCACCACGCCCUUGGGCUCCGACAAGUUCCCCCAGCUCGAGAAUAUUCCUGUCCCGUCGCUGAGCGCGUGUGCUCCGCUCGAGGACCUCGUUGCCUAUUUCAGUACAGCAGGAACGACCGGUACCCCCAGGGCCUAUGCAGUGUCCCACAAGGCCGGCAUUCCGCGACGAAACUCGCUCGGGGUACCCUACGGAGCUGUCGGCAUAUACCAGGAGCCGUCCUUUGCCCUCAUGUUCACCUUCCUGCUCUUCGCCCCAAACGUGAAAGGCUCGCUGUGGUUCCCUAAACCCUCGGCCAGCCCUGUUGAGAGAGCCAACGGCGUGUUGGAUCUCCUGAAUCUGGGCAUGGAUAUCCUGCAGGGUACUCCCUCGCUGCUUAGGUUGAUGUUCAAGCUCGACAGAGUCCAUACCGAGUACAAGAACUGGUCGGGCGUCCGUCGCAUUUUCAUGGCCGCCGAGCUUGUCCCAGCCCAUCUGCUUGAACAGGCCAAGAUGCUGUGCCCCAACGCCGUUAUCGAGUGUUCCUAUGGAUCGAGUGAGAUCGCCGUCAUCCAUGGUCAGUCCCAAUGCACCAUCAAUCCUUCUGAGCCCAUCCCAGAGCGCCUCGUCUAUGUCAUCAAGCGACCCAGCAUCCGAUGCCUGGUCGUUGACGAGAACGGCAAGAUGCUCGACCCGACCGAAUCCAAGAAGGGUAUCCUCGUCCUGGCCGUCAACCAGAACGAUCCCGUCAGCAAGCACCCAGACUUUGUCGCUGCCGAUCCUCAAGAUAAACUAGCCACUUUUGGCUUCCUGGAGGACGGCUCGCCCCGUAUCUGUACUAUGGACGAGGUUGAGCUGACGGGCGAGCGUUCGUUUGUGGUCCUGGGCAGAUAUGGCAAGAACGUCAAGGUCAACGGUCUGCAGGUCGAUCUCCGUCUGGUUGAGGAGAUCCUCAGCAUCGCCAUUUCGUCCAUGAUCACUGACUGCGCCCUCGUCCAGACUCACGACGAAAAAAUCGCUCUCUUGUACGUUCUGCGCAAAGACUACCCGACGGCGCUCAGCCCCCGGCAGAUCCAGGACUCGGCCGAGACCAUCUUUGCCCUCAAGAAUCUCUCCAACAUCUCGAUCCACACCUGCCUCGAGCUCAGCGAGAUCCCCUUCAACCAUGCCGGCAAGCGUGAUCUCAAAAAGCUCAAGCGCAUCGCCGAGCGGGCUGACUUUUACGAGCUUGCGAUCUCGUACCCGGCCCUGGAUAUCAACGACACGGCCCUGGCCGUCAUUGCCAUCACCAUCUCCCGACUCGGAAGCCAUAUCUUGGACGUUGAGGCCCUGGACGGACGCAACUACUACAUUGCCGGAGUCGGCUUUGACUCGCUUACCGCCGGCCGUCUCGCUCUGGCCAUCAAAGACGAGUUUAAUGUCGAGAUCACGCCCUUGGUGCUGCUCUCCAACGGCAUGACUCCCCUGAGUGUUGCGAGCAUCGUGGCCGAUAUCCGCGACGGCAGGGACUUUCAUCCACCGACAAUCGACCUGGCCGAGCAGGUUGAGCUCUACGACGAUGCCUCCGUGACGGCCGAGGGCCUCGCUCCCCUGGCCUUUCCGCGCUCCCCUCGAUCCAUCCUUCUGACGGGUGCCACGGGGUUCCUCGGUAUCUUCUUGGUCUUUGAGCUGGCGGCCCAGUUCCCCGAUGCCAAGAUCAUCUGCAUGGUCCGCGCCUCGAGCGAAACCGAGGCCCUGGAGCGCCUCCGACAGUCGGCCAGCACCGUCGUUGUGGGCUCGCACAACGGCACGAACCCCAAGUACAACGUCUGGGACCGCGUGCUACCCAUCUGCGGUGAUCUCGGCCUCGAAAAAUGGGGACUUUCGGACAGGCUCUGGAAUGAGCUAGCCGAGCAGACCGACGUCAUUGUCCACAACGGCGCCGAGGUUCACUGGCUGCACAAUUAUAAUAGGCUCAAGGGGCCCAAUGUCUUGGGCACCGUGACGGCCCUCAAGCUUGCUACAGCCCACCACCUCAAACCCAUCCACUACAUCUCGGAGGCUCGCGUCAUUCCCCAGUCGGUAUAUUCAAGCCAGCCCCUGGAAGAAAUCUUGUACUCGGCAGACGACCUUACCGGCGGCUAUGUGCAGACAAAGUGGGUUUCGGAGCAGCUGAUCGACAGGACGCGAUCCAGAGGAGUUCCCGCGACCAUCAUCCGACCAGCUGGCAUCGUCGGCGAUAGCAUCUAUGGAGUAUCCAACUCCGACGACUAUAUCUGGCGAUACGUCAAGGAAUGCAUCCAACUCGGCGUCGCCCCGUGCCUCGGCAGCACCCUGUCCACUAGCAUCGAUCCAGUCGAUCAUGUCGCCCGGGUUAUCACCGAGAUUGUUGCCGCCCAGGAUUCUCUCGACAAGUUUGUGUUCCACAUUAGCGAUCCAGAAAACAGCGCCAUCAGCGAAGCCGAGCUCUUCGAGGCUGUCAAGGAGCUGGGAUGGGACAUUACCUUCGAGUCCCGCGACCGAUUCCGGGCCAUCCUGGCCGAUUCGCGCACAGCCCAGCAGAACGUCCUCUUCCCAUUGAUGCACGCAGCUAUGAGCGCAUCCUUCCUGAUGGACAACAAACAUACCCGCGCGAUCUACUCAGUCCAGAGCCCUCCGGCUCGCACUCAGGUCGUCAACUCCCUGCGCUACUUGCAGCGUGCUCGCUUCCUGCCCAGGCCUGCGACAAGUCCGAUCCUGGACGACGUUGAUGCCGGGCUAUCGAUUGUGGGGCGCACAGGUCGCAGCUAAGCGGGGCUAAAGUGCCUUCCAUCUGCUCUCAUAUCUGCUCUGCCUUCUCUCGACUCGAUCCUCAUACCGAUAAUACGGAAAAAAGAGCGAGAACAGCAAAUGAGUACGAGACCGAGGUAUCGCUCAAGGGCACUGUGUGGAUGUCUCGCUGCCCACCGCCCCGAAAUACAUGCCUGUCGUGGCGACUGCCGUCUGUGCAAGA
Molecule: messenger RNA, 3582 nt
Organism: Polychytrium aggregatum
Lineage: Eukaryota; Fungi; Chytridiomycota; Chytridiomycetes; Polychytriales
Product: male sterility protein-domain-containing protein
Exons: 11
Coding region: 87-3380 (1097 amino acids)
Source: RefSeq, a predicted model, not a curated record